Quercus lobata is the source of this 434-nucleotide messenger RNA. RefSeq names its product ATP synthase subunit epsilon, mitochondrial-like. The record is from RefSeq and is a predicted model, not a curated record. The coding region runs from base 14 to 229 and encodes 71 amino acids. The transcript has 2 exons. Gene Ontology annotation, molecular function: proton-transporting ATP synthase activity, rotational mechanism. Gene Ontology annotation, cellular component: mitochondrial inner membrane. Gene Ontology annotation, biological process: proton motive force-driven mitochondrial ATP synthesis. Lineage: Eukaryota; Viridiplantae; Streptophyta; Magnoliopsida; Fagales; Fagaceae.
AGUUUGAGAAACAAUGGCAUCAACCUCAGCAGCAGUCCCGUUUUGGAGAUCAGCCGGUAUCACAUAUGUCGCAUACUCAAACGUAUGCGCUAAUCUUUUGAGAAAUUGCUUGAAGGAGCCACACAAGAGUGAAGCACUCACACGGGAGAAGGUCCAUUUCUCUCGAUCCAACUGGACCGAUGGCAAGCCCCAGAAGCCCACCCUCCGUUCAGACACGCCAGAAGACUGAUUUGUGGAUUGUGUUGCUUAUACUUGGUUUCAGAGGAAAUCUAAAUGGGAUGCUCCCUACUUUUUAAGUGAUUUCUUGGUUUCAGUGUUUAAUAAUAUCAUCUACCAUGGACAUUCCAUGUAGAGAAAUGAUCAUCCUUCUGCUUGUGUUGCAAAGCUUGUAUUCGGACACUUCUAACUUUUUCAACUUUAUAUCUCAUUUUUCU